Fusarium oxysporum Fo47 is the source of this 1204-nucleotide messenger RNA. Its product is annotated as aromatic alcohol reductase. Gene Ontology annotation, molecular function: oxidoreductase activity. Lineage: Eukaryota; Fungi; Ascomycota; Sordariomycetes; Hypocreales; Nectriaceae. Bases 218 to 1168 code for a protein of 316 amino acids. The record is from RefSeq and is a predicted model, not a curated record. The transcript is spliced from 2 exons.
CAACUUCUUCAUGUAGGGCGUGAUAACAAAGGGCGCGCUUUGACAUUAGUUCCUCUCCGACCAUCAUUCACUUUCCAAUCUAGACAAAGUCAAGAACCCUAAUAUCCUGCAGCUUAUAAAUACGAUACUGGAUCAAAGCUUAUAAAUCCAACUUGAAACUACUAUAAUCGCAGCGUUUCGACAUACGACAAUUAUUGACAUCGCUCGAGUUACCAGAAUGGCAGACUUUCAACCUAAGAGCAUUCUCAUUUUCGGAGCUACCGGUAACAUUGGGCGAUAUAUCACGAAUGCUAUCGCCAAUGCCCAGCCAGCAUUCGAUCAUGUGGCCAUCUUCACCUCGGAAGACACAGUUACCAGAAAACCAGAAUUGAUCAAAGAGCUCAAGUCAAAGGCAGUCAAGAUUAUCACAGGAGAUGUCAAUAAUACUGAGGACGUAAAGAGGGCUUACCAAGGCGUCGACACUGUCAUCAGUGCAGUGGGACGCAAUGUCAUCGAGACACAGAUUGAGCUCUUUAAACUCGCAGCUGAGUCUGGUUCAGUUAAGUGGUUUUUCCCUUCAGAAUACGGCACAGAUAUCGAAUACGGUCCUCAAAGCGCCAGUGAGAAGCCUCAUCAGCUGAAACUCAAGGUACGAAAGUAUAUUCGAGAAAACGCAAAUGGUCUGAAGUAUACUUUUGUCGUUACUGGGCCGUAUAUCGAUAUGUACUUUACCCUUUCGCCUGACGUCAUUGAGGCUGGAGGAUUUGAUCAUAAGAAUAAGAAGGCGGUCUUGAUUGAGAAUGGGGAGGGCAAGAUUGGCUUCACAACUAUGCCUGACGUUGGAAAGGCUGUAGUCGCAGCUCUUCGUCACCCCGCAGAGUCUUUCAACCGCGCCCUGAUCGUCCAAUCCUUCGUCGUCAACUCUAAGCAGAUUCUGAAGGAGCUUGAGAAGCAGACUGGCGGUGAACCGUGGGAAGUUUCAAGCUACACUCUCGAUGAGUUGAGGGAGGCCGAGAAGAAGGGGUGGGCUGCUGGAAAUCCCAAGGCUGUUUCAUAUACACUCCGACGAAUUUGGUCUGAGGGCGGCACGCUUUAUGAAAAGACGGACAAUGAGAGGAUUGGACUCAAGGAGGAAGAUCUGGAGACUUUGGAGGAUGCUGUUAAGAGGGAACUUACGACUGGAUACUGAUUAAUACCUUGUGAUACUUGAACAUACUUCUUCCGA